AUGAAGACUGUUCAGCUCGCUCAAGAAAUCGAGAAACUGGCGUCCAAAGCUCCUUCCAAUGCUACUAUUGUUGAUCAACUUCAGCAGAUUCAACAUGAAACUGAACAGUUCAUGGAGAAUCUACUUAUCAUCCACUCAACUGAAGCCCCUUCACAAGCACUGGAGUUUACUCAAAAAAUUCAUAAGUGGAUGACUAACUUGACUUUAGACCUCAUCAAACAACAGAAAGUCUAUUCCAGAAUCAACCCAAAGGAAGUCAUCCUGAACACGAUGAAAUGUUUAAGCUAG
This is a messenger RNA of Bursaphelenchus okinawaensis, 288 nucleotides long. Lineage: Eukaryota; Metazoa; Nematoda; Chromadorea; Rhabditida; Aphelenchoididae. The record is from the annotation of a GenBank genome assembly.